This is a messenger RNA of Rhincodon typus (whale shark), 1806 nucleotides long. Its product is annotated as guanine nucleotide binding protein-like 1. The record is from RefSeq and is a predicted model, not a curated record. NCBI's taxonomy places the organism in Eukaryota, Metazoa, Chordata, Chondrichthyes, Orectolobiformes, Rhincodontidae. The coding region runs from base 16 to 1617 and encodes 533 amino acids. Gene Ontology annotation, molecular function: GTPase activity; GTP binding. The transcript is spliced from 9 exons.
UGUGCCCCCUGUCUGAUGCAGAGUGUUAGACCUUCACCAAGUAAAGCUGCUGUAAGCUGUCCCUGUGCUUUUCUCCAGUUGCACUUUUUAGAUGAUUUUAUUUCCUUUUUUUUCCUCUCUUUAUCUCUCUCAUUCUCAGUCUUGGACUUUCCAAAGCGUUCCCCUUGGAACUACACAAUGACAAAGGAGCAGCUGCUGGUGCAGGAAGACAAGGCAUUCCGUGAAUACUUGGAUAAGAUUUACAGCACAUUUGAUGCUAUGAAGCUCAGUUACUUUGAGCACAACCUUGAGACCUGGCGCCAGCUAUGGAGAGUCUUGGAAAUGUCCGACAUUGUGCUGUUGAUCACAGACGUCAGGCACCCGGUGAUUCAUUUUUCCCCAGCACUCUAUGACUAUGUGACCCGGGAAAUGAAGAGGAAUAUUAUCCUGGUGUUGAAUAAGAUUGAUCUUGCUCCACCGUCGCUAGUGGCAGCCUGGAAACAUUACUUCCAACAGAAAUUCCCUCAGCUCCAUGUGCUGUGCUUCACGUCAUACCCUCGGGAGAAACCGGGUGAGACCGAUCCGAGUGCUGUUUUUCAGAAACGUCGAAGGCGGAGACGAGUCAGGACAAUGGCUGUGGGGCCUAAACAACUCCUUAAAGCCUGUGAGACCAUCACACAAGGGAAAGUGGACUUGACCAGCUGGAAGGAGAAGAUGGAGCGGGAUGCGGCAAACACCCAGCACGAAGACCUGACUGACGAGGAGGACGAAGAUGAUGCGGUCCUGGUGGAGCAUCAGACAGACUCCGCCAUGGAAAUGUGCGUGCCGGUGGAUGAGCUGUACAAAGAUGGCAUCCUCACCGUGGGCUGUGUGGGGUUUCCGAAUGUGGGCAAGUCAUCUCUCAUUAACGGUCUGGUGGGGAAGAAGGUGGUGAGUGUGUCCCGUACCCCAGGCCACACCAAGUAUUUCCAGACGUACUUCCUGACUCCCACUGUCAAGCUGUGUGACUGCCCUGGCCUCAUCUUUCCGUCGCUGGUGGACCGUCAGCAGCAGAUUCUGGCUGGGAUUUACCCGAUCGCACAGAUUCAGGAGCCUUACACCUCAGUCGGUUACCUGGCUGCGAGGAUUCCUGUGCCGAAGCUGCUGAAGCUCAAGCACCCGAAAACGGAGGAGGACAGGCCUGGGGAGCAGGCCGAGGUCAAGUUCACCGCCUGGGACAUCUGUGAAGCCUGGGCGGAGAAGAGGGGAUAUAAGACGGCCAAAGCAGCACGGAAUGACGUGUACCGGGCAGCAAACAGCAUCCUUCGACUGACUGUGGACGGACGCUUGUGUCUUUGCAUGCGACCCCCAGGUUACACUGUGCAGAAAGCGGACUGGCAGCAGCAUGUCGAGACACUAGAGAUUGCAGCUCUUCAGGAGGCACACCGGCAGCAGACCAAGCAGAGCUCCGAAGAUGAGGACGAGAUCUCCAGCUCGGACCAGGAGGACGAUGAGAAAGACCAUGACGCAGACGAGGAGGAGGAGGAGGAGGAGGAAGAAGAGGAAGAGAGAGGCGAGGGUGGGGAUGCUGGUCAAAGGCACAAGGGAGCCUUCCUUAGCAAGAACAAGUUCGCCCUUCUCGGAGACGAUGAGUGUUAACCUCCUUGUUGCAUCGGAUUACCUGGUGCUAGGACUGGGGACCUUUACAAAGAAACGAUGCAUGUGCAUCUUCCAAAAGCAGCAAUGCUCCUGCUGUGUAUCGUUUCAUUCGGGAGUGCACUGCAGAGACCCAUUCCAAUCCUUACCAUUAAUGUAUUGCUCUAUCUCAAUAAAGCUUUAUUUACCUUA